Molecule: messenger RNA, 771 nt
Organism: Perca fluviatilis (European perch)
Lineage: Eukaryota; Metazoa; Chordata; Actinopteri; Perciformes; Percidae
Exons: 6
Coding region: 74-622 (182 amino acids)
Molecular function (GO): small molecule binding
Source: RefSeq, a predicted model, not a curated record
ACUUCAACAACAGAUCUUCAUCCACACUCUCUUCCAUCGUUGUUCCCGCAACUGAUCCUGCUCCUCAGUAGCUAUGACUUUACUGCUGCCAGUGCUGGGAGCCGUGCUCUGCUCCUUGACGGUUUCUUCUGAAGUCGUUCCCCAGGCAGACUUCAAUAUACAGGGGAUGGCAGGGAAGUGGUACCUGAUUGGAUUUGCCACUAACGCCCAGUGGUUUAUCAACCAUAGAGCCAGCAUGAAGAUGGGCAUGGCCAUGUUGACCCCAACUGCUGAUGGGGACCUGGAGAUAUCCUACGCCAGUCUCAACUCUGAUGGCUCUUGUUGGAGAAUGAACAACCUGGCCAAGAAGACUGAUGUGCCUGGAAAGUUCACGUACACAAGUGAGCGCUGGGGGAAUAUAAACGACAUGUGCAUGGUUGAUGUGAAGUAUGACGAGUACGCCCUGACUCACACCAUUAAGAACAAGGAGAGUGUUACCACCGUUGUCAACAAACUAUAUGGCCGUGGAGUGGACCUCAGCGCUGAUCUGAUGGAGAAGUUCAGGCAGUUCUCCUUGGAGACUGGCAUCCUACCGGAAAAUAUUGCUUUCCUUCCCAAAAAUGCGGAGUGCCCAGCUGCCUAGUUUUCUGCACCGGCCAUUGUAUGUCAACACUGCUGUCUGAAGACUUAAAAUGUUUAUUAUUUUACAUCUAUUGAGGAGCCAUGAACUCAAUUCAGGUUGUUUACUCUGCUCUUUCAAAUGUAUUAAACACAGUUCCUAAAAGCACUAAA